CACUCACACACUCACACGCAGAGCUGCUCAAAGCCAUGGGACAAGUCACUGUCUAAGGACUGAAUAUUAACUUAUAGUUUACACUCUGUUCUUGAGUUUAAAGCACGUGAAAAGAAAUCCCCCACAUCAUGUCAGAGAAGAAAUCCAGACCCUCGGACACCCGUCCCAAAAACCUGCGCAGCUGGAGCGUGGACAGCUACAUCCGCAGCGUUAAGAAGCGCUCGCGCGGCCAGCGCCACGACCCCCCUUCCAGAGGAUUAGAGGACGGAGACACGCCAGAUGAGCAAAACGUCCGCUCGACUUCCUGUCCCCAGAGACGGAGGGAGAGGAAGUGCAGCUGCACGGCUAUCGGAGACGGAGACAUAGACUCCGUGUGCAGAAAGGCUUUGUCUCGCCGUUCUCUCAGACAGAAGUUCCAGGAUGCAAUGGUCCAGUGUCUCCCCCUCCGUGGCCACCAUCACCAUCAUCACCACCAUCACCACCACCUCCAUCAUCACCAGAGCAGCCAGUCGCGCCCGUUCUCGGUGCUCCUGUGGUCCAAGCGCAAGAUUCACGUCUCCGAGCUCAUGGAGGACAAGUGCCCGUUCUCGCCCAAGUCCGAACUGGCGCAGUGUUGGCACCUUAUCAAGAAACACGGCACGCAUCAGAACGCAUCGUUAGUCCUAGAGGAUCAAAAAAGCAGACGGUUGUCCUCGUCCCCUUCGACUUUUAUUUCCUGGGAGGAGGUCAGUUCUAAUGGUGCUUCCAGCUUGACCGAUUGGGACGCGUCCUUUAUUCAUGGAGAGUCCCAGUGUUGCACACACCCGGACUACAUCUUAGUGCCUGAUCUUCUUCAAAUCAACAACAGCCCUUGUUACUGGGGCGUCCUAAACCGCUUUGAGGCCGAGCAGCUCCUAGAGGGCCAGCCUGAAGGCACCUUCCUGCUCCGGGACUCGGCCCAGGAUGACUUCCUGUUCUCAGUGAGCUUUAGGCGCUACAGCCGCUCUCUGCACGCCCGCAUCGAGCAGACUGGAAAGCGCUUCAGCUUCGACUGCCGGGACCCCUGCAUGUACCGAGACGUGAGCGUCACCGGUCUGCUGAGGCACUACAGCGAUCCAGCCACUUGCCUGUUCUUUGAGCCGCUCCUGUCUCGUCCCCUGCCCAGGAACUUCACUUUCUCCCUGCAGCAUCUGUGCAGGGCAUUAAUCUGUAGCUGCACGACGUAUCAGGGCAUCGAGACUUUGCCUCUGCCUCACACACUCAGGGAUUACCUUAGGCAAUACCACUUCAAAUGUGAUGGGGCGUGUGAUGUCUAG
Messenger RNA from Clarias gariepinus (North African catfish), 1295 nucleotides. It is a transcript of the gene socs4, whose product is annotated as suppressor of cytokine signaling 4. Gene Ontology annotation, biological process: intracellular signal transduction; phosphatidylinositol phosphate biosynthetic process. Bases 129 to 1295 code for a protein of 388 amino acids. The transcript has 2 exons. Gene Ontology annotation, cellular component: phosphatidylinositol 3-kinase complex. The record is from RefSeq and is a predicted model, not a curated record. NCBI's taxonomy places the organism in Eukaryota, Metazoa, Chordata, Actinopteri, Siluriformes, Clariidae. Gene Ontology annotation, molecular function: 1-phosphatidylinositol-3-kinase regulator activity.